AUAGUUUUCAAAUUAGUUGCUGCGUGGAUUCUAGAAAAGUCGCCAAAGACAUACAAAAGAACCUCUGUGAAUCUAGUAGUAAAAACUAUCAGGAAGAUGACUACCUCAUUCUCUGGUCAAUUGGCCUGUCCUGUGGAGUUUGGACAUGCAUUUUUUGUAUGUGGUAAGUCAACUGGCACAGCCGAUCGUGUGGUUUUUAACCUGGCUACCGGCAAAAACCUUGGAGAUAUUCCUCUGCAUAUCUCUGCAAGAUUCCGAGCUAAUGUGGUUGUGAGGAAUAAUAGAGUAGGGCAAUGUUUUGGUGCAGAGGAGACAUCGCCAGGAUACAACAAUGUAAAAAAUCCUCUGGUCGCUGGACAAGAAUUUAAAAUUUAUGUAUUAGUUGGAGUGGAUCGCUUCCAUAUUUCCCUGAAUGAUGUUCCUUUCACUGAAUUCAUGUUCCGUGCACCGUACAGAAGCAUCGCUGUACUUCAAGUGCUUCAGGAUGUUGAGUACAUUCGCCAAGUGGAUCAUCGUAAGGUCUAUCCAUCACCUUAUCCUGCUGUUCAAGUUCGAUCACCGUGGUACUCCUUUUCCAAUGAUUUGCCGACUAUUUACAACUUUGGUCAUGUUGUUGUUGUAACGGGCAUAGCCCUAGGGAAUCCGAAAGGCCAUUUUGUCAUACGUUUCCUUGAAGGACAUUCUGAGAAACAGGGACUCCAUUUCAAUGUGAGAUUUUACAGUCGUGAAGUAGCCAGGAAUCAUACCGUUAAUAGCAAAAUGGAGUUUAACUACAAUGAUGAAGACAAAUAUGGAGGAUUUCCUUUUGAGCUAAAUCGUCCCUUUAAAAUUGCUUUUGGUUUUGGGGAACGUGGAUUUAGAAUUGCAGUAAAUGGAUCAUACUUCUGUGAAUACGGUUAUAGAGGGCGAUGGAAUAACUUUACGGGAAUUAAAUGUUCAGAGCACGAUGGACUAACAUUGAGUAUCACGGAGGUUGAUCAUGUGAUGAAGGACAAGACUUUGACAAAUUUUGAGCAACUAUCUCGUAUCUGAUAUCACACGCUGUAAACCAGAAAAUUAGGAAAAUUUUAAUAGAGAAUAAUAAAAACUGAAGCAUAAUUUAGAAAA
Molecule: messenger RNA, 1107 nt
Organism: Phlebotomus papatasi
Lineage: Eukaryota; Metazoa; Arthropoda; Insecta; Diptera; Psychodidae
Exons: 2
Coding region: 97-1032 (311 amino acids)
Molecular function (GO): galactoside binding; carbohydrate binding
Source: RefSeq, a predicted model, not a curated record